Messenger RNA from Stegostoma tigrinum, 2269 nucleotides. RefSeq lists its product as uncharacterized. The transcript has 4 exons. Bases 273 to 1175 code for a protein of 300 amino acids. The record is from RefSeq and is a predicted model, not a curated record. Gene Ontology annotation, molecular function: S-adenosylmethionine-dependent methyltransferase activity. Lineage: Eukaryota; Metazoa; Chordata; Chondrichthyes; Orectolobiformes; Stegostomatidae.
GUACAAAGGUCAAGCCAGACCAGUCAGCAAAGAAAACCUUCAGUCGCUUGCAGCUUUGCAACCUGGCUCUGCACCCCUUUACAACAAAAGAGUUGUGGAAGGGUUUAGACUGCGUUGAAUUCGAAACUUUGUACAAACAAAGGGGCUGUUUCAACCAAACGACCUUGUGUUAAGGAGAGUGUUUGCUUUCAGUCACAGGACACAUUCCUGUUGCUGGGUUCUCUUCCAGUUCCCAUCUGCUGCUGCUCCAUGCCCUUGUUCUGCCACUCACAAUGUCAGCACUUCAUUCUUUGAAGGAUGCCAAGCCGGUGCUGCUCGGGUCUGCGAUCCUGCUUGCCGGUGGCUACACCUUCUACCAUCUGUGGAGGCGCCUCGUGACCUUGGAGGGCCGGGCAGACACACGAGAGAACGUGUACGAAACGCAGCGAGCUCUAAAUCAAUACCUCCUCUUCCACUUUGGCUCAUCACAGGAACUGUCGCUGUACAUCAACGACACAGUCGCUCUCCAGAAUUUCCAACAAGUAUGUGCCCAGGAAUGUAUCAAAUACUUUACCCAACAGAGUGGAAUUCCCAGCAGAGCUCUGGAUAUUGGUUGUGCCGUGGGGAGGGCGUCGUUUGAGCUGGCACGGAUAUUUCAAGAGGUGGUGGGCAUCGACUACAGCCUUUCAUUUGUGAGUGCUUGCAAUCAGCUCAAAGAAAAAGGCCAGCUCCCUUACUGUGCUGUGACUGAAGGAGAACUGGGCACGCAGCACAUGGCUGUUGUGCCGACAGACAUUGAUCGGACUCGGUGCUCCUUCAGGCAGGGUGAUGCAUGCAAUCUACCGUCAGAUCUGGGAUCCUUCGGCUGUGUCCUGGCAGGCAACCUGAUCUGUCGUCUCCCCGACCCCUUUGAGUUCUUCCGCAGACUCCCAGAGCUCGUGGUCCCUGGAGGAAUCCUUGUUAUUACAUCGCCGUACACCUGGCUUGAGGAAUUCACGCCGAAGUCACGAUGGUUGGGUGGGUACAAGGAUGUCUCCGGCAAUGAGGUGCGAGGUUUUGACACGAUGAAGCGAGUCUUUUCUCCACACUUCAAGCUACUUGCAGAGAAGAACGAGCCUAUUGUGAUCCGGGAGACAGCACGCAAGCACCAGUGGACAAUGGCUCACAUGACUAUAUGGAGAAGGGGAACCUCCUAGGCUUCAGCAGCCUUCACUGUCCACGUUGGUGAAAUAGCUUGGCUUCGCAAACUGGUUGGGAUAUGUAAGAUAAUUUGUUGUUAAAUUUUAAUAAAGCAAAAAUUGGCAUAAAAGUAGAAUCUGCACAGACCAGUAAAAUCAGGCAAUCGAGUGACCAGCCAGGAACUGUUGAGAGAGCCAUCAGUCAUCUGUAAGCAAUUUAUGAUCUGGUCCCUCAACAUCCAAUUUUCCUCUUUACUCCCUUCGCACCUCUCAUUAAUGUCUACCAGCGCUAUGGAGGAACCAGUGCUGAUGGUCCCGAAUAAUAUCCUGCAGAGAUGCAUUAUAUGUGGAGCAGUAGGGUCCAUUUAGCUGAAUUGACUUUGUUUCCUCUUUGAAGAGAACAUUCUACACUUACAUUAGGCUAUACACUAUUGAUACUUCAGGUAGUUUUUGCUGCAAUUUGAAUGACUGUAUUCAGAAAUCUGUUACUACGCCACUGAUAUAAUUCCUCUUUUGAGCAUCGUGGUAAAACUAGGGAUCAAAUCAAUAAAUGUUACACUCAGACCUUCUCCUUUGUCCUUCUUCAACUAAUUGUUGAGUAGAGAAUGGAAACAUUAUAAUUUGAGACUCAGCAUCAAUUAUGUUGUCCAAUAUGAGGAUACAAAAUCUCUUAAUUAGUUAUUGGAUUGACAUUCCAUGACGAGAUGGCUCUGUCUCAGGUAUUUCAUAGUACUAGGGUUCAAAACAUUUGCAAUUCACUGGAUUCAUAUGCAGAACAGCACUAGACAAAGUAUACACAACGUGCACACAAACAAAACAGUAGCAUGCAAGUCACUAGAGUCAGUGAUCAAACUUCUCAGUUCAGGAUGCAGAAGGGUAUAAUCGAAAACUAUCAAGAAAUUUUUCACACAGACACUCAAAGUAUGCGAGCAGGGCUUUCAGUCAAAACAGGAGAAGCAAAGCUCGGGAAUCAUUCAAAAAGCAACAGGAUAUAGAAAGAAGGCAAUUGGAUGGAGUUGACAAACCAGCUAUGCUCAAACUGAAUAGAACAGGAAGCUCAAACAGAAGUUGCUGGAAAAGCUCGGUAGGUCUGGCUGCAUCUGUGAAGAAAA